ACACGAAACUUGCUUAGAUGUCAGGACACAAAGGGACUUAUCCAGCUUACCUUUCUUUAUGAGGUUUAAAUCCUUUUUCUUUAUUCCAUGGUAGAUCAGCAGGCUAAGGAUUACAAAAAUUACGCCAUGCCAGAAUACAGGAGCUGGAUCAUCUUCAUUUUUCCAAGACGAUAAAUACACCUCUCGUCCUGUUACAAAUUUGGUGCAUUGAAGACAAGAACAUGAACAUAAAUAUAAUCAAAUCUGCCACGCAAUUUUGCUGUCUAAACUGAUUGACCAGCAAAAAAUGAAGUCUUGGUCGUCUCUCAGACAAUGUUACUGUAAAGAAUACCACACAAAGAGAUUGAAUAUGUUAAAUUCUUUUUAUUAAUUUUGAAGAAAGAAUGCAGUGCAACAAAAGGUAAAUAUAACUAUCAUGGAUAUAACAAUAUUGCAAUUUAUUCUACUUCUCUUGUAUUUUGUGUUUCUUCACUAUGUUAGUGGUCAAGGAGAUACUAUGACUACAACUCAAUUCAUUAAACAUGGUGAUACUAUUGUUUCGUCUCGUGGAACGUUCGAGUUAGGAUUCUUCAGUCGUGGAGAGACUUCUACAAAUCACUAUGUUGGAAUAUGGUACAAGAAAACCUCUGCUACUACUCCUGUUUGGGUUGCCAAUAGACUAGCUCCUAUCACUAAUAAAUAUGGGGUGUUGAAAGUUAUUCAGCCAGGUCUGAUUGUACUUGUGGAUGAUACUAAUGCAAUUGUUUGGUCCACGAAUUCAUCGAAGUCUGUGCAGAAUCCUGUUGCUCAGUUGUUGGACACGGGGAAUUUUGUGGUGAGAGAUGCUAAUGAUCCGAAUCCAGAGAAUUUCCUCUGGCAAAGUUUUGACUAUCCUAGUGAUACGUUGUUGGAAGGUAUGAAACUUGGGACGGACUUGGUGACUGGAUUAGAAAGGUAUCUUACUUCUUGGAGAAGUAGUGAUGAUCCUGCUCCAGGGGAUUAUACUUAUCAUUGUGAUCCUACAGGUUAUCCACAAAACCUUAUGCGAAAAGGGGGUAAUGUGACGUUUAGAGCAGGGCCGUGGAAUGGUAUCAGGUGGAGUGGUGCACCGAAUCUGGUGAACAACUCUAUCAUUUCUUUUGGCGUGGUUAUAAAUAGUAGGGAAAUUUACUACAAGUAUGAGAUGGUGAACAAAUCAGUUAUUUCAACAUUUGUUUUAGAGCCUUAUGGGAAAGCUAUGCGUAUCAUUUGGAUUGGAAAGGCUCGGGGAUGGGUAAAUUACCACUCUGCAGUUGUGGAUGACUGUGAUACCUACAAAUUAUGUGGUGCAUAUGGGACUUGCAACAUUUUGAGUGAUCCUUUUUGUCGAUGUUUAGAUAAAUUCGAGCCAAAACAUCCUGAUGAUUGGGAAAGAUCUGACUGGUCUAGUGGUUGUGUCCGGAAGAUCCCACUGAACUGCACAGGAGAUGGAUUUAUUAAGUAUUCUGGUGUUAAACUGCCUGAUACGCGAAAUUCUUGGUUCAAUGAGACAAUGACACUGGAUGAAUGUAGGGUAGUUUGCUUGAGAAAUUGUUCGUGCAUGGCUUACACAAAUCUGGACAUACGCAAUGGAGGAAGUGGGUGUUUGCUAUGGACUUUGGAGCUGGUUGACAUCAGACAGCUAUCUGCAUCAGGACAGGAUAUCUACAUUAGGAUGUCUUCUUCAGAGAUAGGUUCUGCCGGAUCAACAAGAAAGAUAACUGUUAUACUUGCAAUUGCUUUGCCACUAUUGGUUGCAUUGAUUCUGCUCGGUUUAGGUUUAGGCCUGAUUCUUUGUAAACGUAAAAGGAGAGAGGAUCCGGUGCUUACAACAACAGGGAUAUUAGGUGGUCACAGCAACAAGAAUGAUAACAGUAAUCAAAUUCACCAGGAAAAUUUUGAGCUUCCGCUUUUUGACUUAUUAACGUUAACCAAUGCUACCAACAACUUUUCAUUGGCGAAUAAGAUUGGAGAGGGUGGCUUUGGACAAGUUUACAAGGUAGAAACAUUCCUCAGACCCCAAGGUGUAUUAGAAGGUGGACAAGAAGUAGCAGUGAAGCGACUUUCAGAAACAUCAGAGCAAGGACUUCACGAGUUCAAGAAUGAAGUUAAGUGCAUUGCAAAACUUCAGCAUCGAAAUCUUGUAAAGCUUCUAGGAUGCUGCAUCCAAGGAGAAGAAAAGAUGUUGGUGUAUGAGUACUUGCCAAACAAAAGCCUGGAAUUAUAUAUAUUUGAUGAAGAAAGGAGAGCAUUACUUGAUUGGCCUAAGCGCUUCAAUAUUAUCAAUGGAAUUGCUCGAGGACUGAUGUAUCUUCAUCAAGAUUCUAGGCUCAGAAUCAUCCACAGAGACUUGAAAGCUAGCAACGUCUUACUUGAUAUUGAAAUGAAUCCAAAAAUAUCAGAUUUUGGGAUGGCUAGAAGUUUCAGGGGAGAUGAAACAGGAGCCAAUACACGCCGUGUUGUUGGAACAUAUGGUUACAUGUCCCCGGAAUAUGCAGUCGAGGGGAUAUUCUCAGUGAAAUCAGAUGUCUUUAGCUUUGGGGUACUAAUACUAGAGAUUGUGAGUGGAAAGAAGAAUCGACGAUUUGUUCAUCCAGACCACCACCUCAACCUUCUUGGACAUGCAUGGAUGCUUCAUAAUGAAGAACGGACGUUGGAACUAGUAGUUCCAUAUCUCGUAGACUCAUACUAUAUAUCAGAAGUACUAAGAUCAGUCCAUGUGGGAUUGUUAUGUGUUCAACAGAAUCCAGAGGACAGGCCAAACAUGUCAACUGUGAUUAUGAUGCUGAGCAAUGAAGGCAUUUUGCCACUGCCUAAACAUCCCGGUUUCUUCACUGAAAGGAAAGUUAAAGAUAUUGAUCAAUUUUCUUGGAGUACACAAACACCAAGUUCUAUAAAUGAAGUUACCAUCACGCAGUUGAAUGCUCGAUAGAAGCAUGUCCACUGACCAGAGUCAGGAUUUUCACCAAGGGUUUCAAAAUAUGAAAGAAGUAACACACGAAGUCAAGACGAUUCAAUAAGUACUAUAUAUACAUAAACAAUUAAUUGUAGACUUGUAAUUUUUUGGCGAAAAGGGUUUGGAUGAAGCCCUUGCAUCAACUUGGCUCCAUCCUUGUUGAUUGUGAGUGUCAUCAUUUCUCAGGAUUGUAUUAAAAUCCUCCCAUUUUUUUCUUUGAGAAAUUAGAAAGCAAAAUCUGCAGGAAGUGUAUUGAAUUAUGUCUAAAUUUUAAGGCCUUAAAUUCAAUUUAAGAAUAGAUUGAACUA
Solanum pennellii is the source of this 3261-nucleotide messenger RNA. RefSeq names its product G-type lectin S-receptor-like serine/threonine-protein kinase At4g27290. The record is from RefSeq and is a predicted model, not a curated record. Gene Ontology annotation, biological process: recognition of pollen; protein phosphorylation. The transcript has 9 exons. NCBI's taxonomy places the organism in Eukaryota, Viridiplantae, Streptophyta, Magnoliopsida, Solanales, Solanaceae. Gene Ontology annotation, molecular function: protein serine/threonine kinase activity; ATP binding. The coding region runs from base 416 to 2929 and encodes 837 amino acids.